UUAACCUUUCUUACAUAAAUCACUACCUCAAAUUAUAAUACCAAUCUUCUCUCUUUCACACAACUUCUUAACCUUUUACUUCUCUCACACACACACUGUUUUAAUCUUGAUUAUACUCUGACAUAUACACCAAUUUGAAAUUUUGCACAGUAUUUGGAAUCUUAACAAUUACUACCAAGCCUAACUUGGGUUGUUGUUCACUGUGUGAUAACAAAGAUGGUUGGCAUGGAAGGCCAUGGCAGCAAGCAUGAUCAGCAAACAUUUAACGUCUCCCUUGACAUGCAUCAACAAGGAGACUCUAAGUGUUUCGACGAUGAUGGUCGCCCCAAACGAACCGGAACAUUGUGGACUGCGAGUGCACACAUAAUAACCGCAGUGAUAGGGUCUGGAGUUCUCUCUCUCGCUUGGGCUAUAGCUCAGCUUGGAUGGAUUGCUGGUCCUGCGGUCAUGCUUCUCUUCUCUGCCAUCACUUUCAUCACUUCCCUUCUUCUCACUGAUUGUUAUCGUACCGGUGACCCUCUCACUGGCAAGAGAAACUACACUUACAUGGAUGCUAUUCGUUCUAACUUUGGUGGCAACGGCUUUAAGGUCAAGAUGUGUGGACUGGUUCAGUAUGUUAACCUUUUUGGAAUCUGCGUCGGUUACACUAUAGCGGCUUCCGUUAGUAUGAUGGCAAUCGAAAGAUCUAAUUGUUUCCACAAGAGCGGAGGGAAGAAUCCAUGUCAAAUGAACAGCAACAUGUACAUGAUUUCAUUUGGAAUAGUUGAGAUUAUUUUCUCUCAAAUUCCAGGCUUCGAUCAAUUAUGGUGGCUCUCCAUUGUAGCUGCUGUUAUGUCUGUGACGUACUCGACCAUUGGACUAGGCAUGGGUAUUGGAAAGGUCAUUGGUAACAGAAGAGUUGAGGGAGGCACAACCGGGAUAAUUGUUGGUACUGUGACGCAAACAGAUAAAGUUUUGAGAGCCAUGCAAGCUCUUGGUAACAUAGCCUUUGCCUAUUCAUACUCCUUCAUCCUUAUAGAAAUUCAGGACACAGUGAAAUCCCCUCCAUCAGCAUCAAAAACAAUGAAGAAGGCCUCAUUUAUGGGUGUUUCGGUCACCACCGUUUUUUACAUGCUUUGUGGCUGCUUUGGAUAUGCUGCUUUUGGAGAUUCAAGCCCUGGAAACCUUCUCACUGGUUUUGGCUUCUACAACCCAUACUGGCUCCUUGACAUUGCCAAUGCUGCCAUCGUGAUCCACCUUAUCGGUUCAUACCAAGUUUACAGCCAGCCCCUCUUUGCUUUCGUUGAGAAAAACGCAGCACAUAGAUUCCCAGAUAGUGAUUUUGUGAAGAAGGAAAUUGAAAUUGGAGUCCCUGGUUUGCAUCCCUUGAAGCUGAACUACUUUAGAAUGGUUUGGAGGACAGUGUUUGUAAUGGGAAGCUGUGUAAUAGCAAUGCUGCUUCCAUUCUUCAAUGACGUGGGGGGACUUCUUGGAGCUCUUGGAUUUUGGCCCCUUGCAGUGUAUUUCCCAGUGGAGAUGUACAUUGUUCAAAAGAGAAUUCCUAAGUGGAGUACAAAGUGGAUCUGCUUUCAGAUACUUAACAUUUCUUGCCUUUUGGUGACUAUAGGAGCUGCAGCUGGCUCUCUUGCUGGGAUUGUCUUUGAUCUUAAAACUUACAAGCCUUUCAAGACCAACUAUUGACUAAACUAUGAUUUUCAUUCAGAGAAAUUUCAGAAAUGCAACCAUAGUUUUCUUGUUCAAGUGAAAUAAAGAAUAUGGUUAUCGUGUAAUGGCGUAUUAUGCCUGUCAGUUAAUUUCUACUAUUCAAUCCAAUUCAAAAUGAAAUAAAAGCAUAUAGUCUUAAUCA
This is a messenger RNA of Vigna angularis (adzuki bean), 1846 nucleotides long. Its product is annotated as amino acid permease 3. The coding region runs from base 217 to 1680 and encodes 487 amino acids. The transcript has 6 exons. NCBI's taxonomy places the organism in Eukaryota, Viridiplantae, Streptophyta, Magnoliopsida, Fabales, Fabaceae. Gene Ontology annotation, cellular component: plasma membrane. The record is from RefSeq and is a predicted model, not a curated record.